Betta splendens (Siamese fighting fish) is the source of this 965-nucleotide messenger RNA. It is a transcript of the gene adcyap1b, whose product is annotated as adenylate cyclase activating polypeptide 1b. NCBI's taxonomy places the organism in Eukaryota, Metazoa, Chordata, Actinopteri, Anabantiformes, Osphronemidae. The transcript has 5 exons. Gene Ontology annotation, molecular function: peptide hormone receptor binding; neuropeptide hormone activity; pituitary adenylate cyclase activating polypeptide activity. Bases 278 to 805 code for a protein of 175 amino acids. The record is from RefSeq and is a predicted model, not a curated record. Gene Ontology annotation, cellular component: neuron projection; perikaryon; extracellular region. Gene Ontology annotation, biological process: positive regulation of ERK1 and ERK2 cascade; positive regulation of GTPase activity; positive regulation of protein kinase activity.
AUCAGAGCCCAGGACAAAAGUUUAGAGCAACGAUAUGUAGACGAACACACCGCGCACUUUCCACGCCGAGUUUUUGUUUGCGACUGGUUGAGUCCUGUUAAUUGUGUACAAAAGUGAGAUAGGCUGCACGGAGGGGAACAUAAGGAGACGACGGAGGCGCUUCAGCCGAGACACAAGUGCCGUGAGAAAGACACGCUCUCUCUCUCGCACACUCGACCACAGCCGCGCCCGGAUCACAUCCUCCAGCACCGCGCUCGCCCUGCUCCCCUGCUAUAGCAUGGCCAGUUCGAGCAAAGCGACUUUAAUCUUGCUCAUCUACGGAAUCUUAAUGCACUAUAGCGUCUUCUGCACACCUAUCGGACUAAGUUACCCUAAGAUUAGACUUGACAACGACGCCUUCGAUGAGGACGGCAAUUCGUUAUCAGACAUGGGUUUCGAUAGCGACCAGAUUGCUAUACGAAGCCCACCGUCCCUGAACGACGACGCGUACACGCUGUACUACCCCCCGGAGAAGAGACCAGAAAGGCAUGCUGAGGAAGAAUUAGAUAGAGCCUUGAGGGAGAUCCUGGGUCAGUUAACAGCGAGACAUUAUCUCCAUUCUCUGAUGACAAUUCGUGCAGGUGACGACAACAGCAUGGAGGACGAGUCAGAGCCAUUAUCCAAAAGACAUUCAGACGGGAUCUUCACCGACAGCUACAGCCGCUAUAGAAAGCAGAUGGCCGUGCAGAAAUACCUGGCAGCGGUUCUGGGAAGAAGGUACAGACAGAGAGUUAGGAACAAAGGACGCCGGUUUACCGUUUUGUAGCGUCGUGCACGCGCCCAAACUGCCCUCCUGUGUAUAUACAUCCAGUCGUUAAAUCAAAGUCAUUCAGAUAUAUCUGACCAACCAGUGGAUUGCGCCUGUGUUCUUUCAACAUGUAUUUAUGUAUGAAGUAAAGCCAUUAAAAUGAAUAUUUUAAUAAUAA